Messenger RNA from Sorex araneus (European shrew), 5890 nucleotides. It is a transcript of the gene HIGD1A, whose product is annotated as HIG1 hypoxia inducible domain family member 1A. Bases 511 to 999 code for a protein of 162 amino acids. The transcript has 4 exons. The record is from RefSeq and is a predicted model, not a curated record. Gene Ontology annotation, biological process: negative regulation of apoptotic process; mitochondrial respirasome assembly. Gene Ontology annotation, cellular component: mitochondrion. NCBI's taxonomy places the organism in Eukaryota, Metazoa, Chordata, Mammalia, Eulipotyphla, Soricidae.
CCAAGGUCACACCGGCCGGGAGCGAGAAAGGUUGCGCCGGGCAAAGAGGGAGCGCGAGGCCGCGCCCGUCACGGCGCUAAAUUCUUACCACAGCCCCCUCCAAAAAAAAAAAAAUGCGCCCCCCGGUUCGGGAUGAGGAGACGCUAAGUGUGGGUUUAGCGUGGGGCGCAGCGCCACCCAAGGGUCUGGCGACCGUGCGUUCCCCCCACCCCGGAGGAGCAGUGCGGGCAGCGGCGCCUGGGGCCUCGCCGGCCCGACGGGUCUGAGGCUGGCUGGGUUCGUCGCUGCUCCCGGGCCGGACGCGCUCGCCGGGUGUCCACCCUCGCACGCACGCACGCAUCGGCGUGGGGGGCUCCUCUCUGGAAACCCGGGUUCUGGUUCCGAGCAGCGGGAUUGCAGAGAAGGGAGGUGGUGCUGACCACCCGGUCCAGGUGCCCGGCUCCGCGCCGGCUGCGUAGGAACCUCGGGGUGGGGCCCUGGCCGCCGUGUGUAAACAAGCCCGGCUGGUGGAUGCUGAGGGGAUUUGGGCUCCCCCUCCCCCCAGCCCCGCGUUGUUUGAGGCGGCACCAGGGGGCCCCAAAGGGCAGGUUCCCAAGAGCCUCCCGUGUCACAUCUCCGGUUCGGGGCAGCAGCCUUUCCACUGGGCCUGGUCCAGCUUCCCCGGCGUGGUGGGAGUGUCUUCAGUGUGGCCUUAAAAAGGGAGAGACUUCGACCACAAUGUCGACCAACCCGGAUAUUUCUAUUUCUUCGUAUGAUGAAGGUCAGGGAUCUAAACUUAUUCGCAAAGCUAAAGAGGCACCAUUUGUCCCCAUUGGCAUGGCGGGUUUUGCAGCGAUUGUUGCCUAUGGAUUGUACAAAUUGAAGAAUAGAGGAAAUACUAAAAUGUCGGUUCACCUGAUCCAUAUGCGUGUUGCUGCUCAAGGCUUUGUUGUUGGAGCAAUGACUCUUGGUAUGGGCUAUUCCAUGUAUCAGGAAUAUUGGGUAAAACGUAAACCUUAGAAGAAGAAAUGCUGUUUUGGUCUUGGUGGUAAUUGUUUUAGUUAGAUAUCUCAUAUUGAGGUUAUAUUUUUAUGGCAAAAGUAAAUUAUUUGAAUCAGACAGUAACAUAAUAAUUUGAAUAUUGGCUUCCUUUCUUGCAGGCUUGAUUUGCCUGUUGAUAAAAUUACUGGUGACAAGUUCAUUCAGGGGAGUCAGGUUAACACAAAAGAAAUGUGUCAUUCAAAUGCAUUUGAUGGUAAAAUGUACAUCUUCUUAAAUUUUUUUGUUGAAAUCAGUUCUAAAGACAGCAGUCCUAAUUUAGAAAUACUCCAGGUUGCUGCAGCCUAUCACAUGCUUUCUAUGAAAUAUAGGAGUCCUAUUAACCUUGGUUAUGUUACUUUUUCCUUCUUGAUUUAUGUACUCUUUGAAUACUUCAGUGUUAAGGACUGGCUGGCUCUUUAAGAACAAUGCAUGAAAAUGAAAACAUAUGUCUCCCCAUAAUUCAAAAUGUGUGUAUAUGUUAAACCAAACCUACAAAGCUAAUAACAGAACUGUUAAAUACUUAUUUCAAAAUCACACCUAUACUUGUUAAACAUGAGUGUAACAUUCUGCAGUUCAGUUGAAUUCUUUAUAAUUGCAGAAUUUUAUUUUUGCUGCUGUUACUAGAAUAAUUUUUAAAUAUUAUUUUGAAAUAAAAAAUAGGUAUUUUAAGAGCUAAAACAAAGGUAACUUGGUACUUCUUAAUGUGUGCAUUCUGUUUAUUUUCUCUGUAAUAAUUAUAAAUGUUAAACUACCUAAAAUAGAAAUGAUGAUUGAUGAGCAGGCUGGUUUGGUCAGACAUUUAGGCAGAUUUUGUUAUACAACAGAAUGUUUUACUGAACUUGUGAAAUUCUUUUCUAACCUCAUUUUACAUUCCAUGGUGAUACAUGGCAAAUGUAAUAUUAUUAAAGUGAACAUGUCAUAUCUUGCUUUUGUUUUUUAAUUGGGAAAAAAUAAUCCUCAGAAUGCCAUAAAAAUACAUUUUCAAAAAUGGAAAAAGAACAUUUUGUACCUUGGUACAAACUACAGUCAAAAACUAUCUACCUAGCCACCUUCUCUUGUCAGUUACUGUGUUCCACAUACACUGCGCAGUACCUCAUGUCACAUGUGAGCACCACAGCGACCCCUGGUGAGCUAUACAACUAGAAUGUGUGUGCAAGUCCCAGAGCUAAAGGAGUGUAAUCCACUGAGAAUCUGUGCAAGCACCACAACGAAAGCAUCCCUGUUGAACACAGUGCUUCAGGGGAUGGCAUUUUUUAUUUUCACCUAGUACUCUUAGUAUCUUUUGUUUUUCCUUUAGUGAAGCAAGAUAGUGUUUAAAAAUAAGUAUUUAAAGAUAUUUAGAGAAAUAAUGUGGCAAGAGAAAGAUAGGUAUUCAAGAGAGAAUAUGGGCUUCUCCAAAAGGGCAGAAGCCAAGAAUACAUAUCCAAGUUAAGAUACAGUCCAGGGUAGAGAAUGAGUAUUUUGGGUUUUAUUUGGUUUCAGUUUUUGUGCCAUGACUGAUCUGUCUGACUGCCAUUACACCUGAUUCCGCACAGGGGUCACUCCUGGUGAUGUUCAGGGGAUCAUAUAUAGUGCUGGCAAUAAAACCUGGGUUGGCUAUGUGCAAGGCAAACACCCUACCCUCUGUACUAUCACUCCAGCCUUAAUAUGGUAUGUUUUUGGAAUAUUUGUAUAUGAUUCCUCUCAGACUUUUCUUCCCAUUAGACUUCUCUUUCCCAUUAGUCUUGAGGGUAUGUUCUUUUUCAUUCAUGGUUCCUGGCACUGAUACCUGGAUCAUGAGUGUUCAAUAUUAAGAACAUCAGAAUAAGUUGGUAUAUAUAUAUAUAUAUAUAUAUAUAUAUAUAUAUAUAUAUAGGGUCAUACCUGGCGAUGCUCAGGGGUUACUCCUGGCUCUGCACUCAGGAAUUACUCCUGACAGUGCUCGGGGGACCAUAUGGGAUGCCUGGAAACGAACCCGGGUCGGCCGCAUGCAAGGCAAAUGCCCUACCCUCUGUGCUAUCGCUCCAGCCCCAGGUUGGUUUAUAUUUUAUAUGUGUAAACAUAUGGUCCAAAGUUACUAUUUCUAGUUUUUGAGCAAGAGUGACAUCUGGUGGUGAGAGCUAGAAUUUGACUUCGCACUGCUAGAAUUUCCUCAGAAGUACAGUCCAUUGCGACAGGGACAUCUGGUGGUUAAGGCUAGAAUUUGACUUCAGACUUGGUAGAAUUCCCUCAGAAGUAGAGUCGUUUGUAUCAGCCAGAAUUUUAGUUUUGAGAUUAGUUUUAAUUUACUAUUGCAUUUGUUUUUGGGCCACGCCCAGUGGUUUUCGGUGGUAUUUGGGGAACCACAUAUAUUGUGCCAGGGACUCAACCAGGCUUUGUAAAAGACAAGUGUCUUACUCAAAGUGCUGUCUUCUCUCCCUGGCCCCUAAACCAGACUUCUUGAAUUUUUUUUUCUCCCUUAACCCUUUUUUUGCCCAAGAGAUGAAGAACAGGAAUGUGCUACCAGAUACACUUUGGAUUCAUUAUAGUUUAUUAUUUAUUUAUUUUGCUUUGCUCUUUUGGGUCACACCCAGCAAUGCUCAGGGCUACUCCUGACUCUGCAUUCAGAAAUUACUCCUGUGCUUGGGGGACCAUAUGGGAUGCUGGAGAUCAAACCUGGGUCGGCUGCAUGCAAGGCAAACACCGUACCCACUGUACUAUCAUCCUGGCCCCUAUAGUUGAUUUUUAAUAACUUUUUGGUCCUUGCAUGCUCAGAAAUCUUUCAGUGUUGCAGAGUUUUUUACACUUGUCACAUUCAGUUAUGUGAUCCCAUAUAGGGUCAAGCCCAGUGUUUGAGAAACUAGAUUAGACUUCCUCACAGAUGAGGAAAUAUUGCUGAGACAGUUUAAGAAACUGGAAAUUUCCAUGAAGAACAUAUAAAUCUAUACUCUUAUCCCAGCAUCUAGUAGAAUGAGGAAGAAAGCUGAAUUCACAAGAGGAAUUUUUAAAGUUACUCUAAUUCACUUAGUGGAAUCUGUUACACAGUGUGUGUAAGCUCUUAAGAUGGAGUGGGGAAGUGAGAAAGGAAACCAGGUGUGCCCCAGGACUGACUGGAUUGCCAUUUUCUCAGAAUGGUUUACCUGAUAUAAAGUGGUAGAAGAACAAGUAUUUCUCAUGCUCCUGGCCUUUAUUAUUAGAGGUUAUUUUCACCUUAGCCACUGAAAUGAGGUAAAAGAAAUAAUUUGUCUUCAGCAUGACAGAGGUUGGAUGUUUACCUCUAAGUUUCAGUAAUGGGGAAUGAUUCUAAAGUGGAGGCCAACGCCUAAUCAUUGGUCCCAUUGAGGAACUGAGAACAGGUCCUCUAAGUUUGGUCUUUUUUUUUUUUUUUUUUUUAAUUUUGUUUUUUGGGUCACACCCAGCAAUGCUCAGGGGUUAUUCCUGGCUCUGCACUCAGGAGUUACUCCUGGUAGUGCUUGGGGGACUAUAUGGGAUGCUGGGAAUUGAACCUGUGUCGGCCACGUGCAAAGCAGGCAUCCUACCCACUGUGCUAUCGCUCUAGCUCCUUUUUCUUUUUUUUCCCCCAAUGUAAUUUUAAUUUUGGGGCUACACCCAUUUAUGCUCUUGGCAUAAGCUCCUGGGACUGCGCUCAGGGAUCCCUCCUCGUGGAAGUCAGAGGAUCAUAUGGGGUGCUGGGGAUUGCAUACAAGUCAGCCGUAUGCAAGGCAAGUUUCCCGCCCACUGUACUAUCUCUCUGGCCCCAGAAUCCUGUUUUUAAACCUAAAUCCUUCACUUCCCUUGCAUGCAAUUUAGCUCCCACAGUAUCACUUUGGAGUAUGUGGACCAAAUACCAAAGCCUUUUGCUCACCACUGCCCCAACACCUUCAUGCUCUACUCCUUUCUGAAUGUUCCCUUGCCCAUAGUCAGUGAAGAGCACAUCUUAAAGACCCAACCCAAAAUCUACUUUUGGAAAGAAAAAAAAACUAGGUUACCACAAAUCUGUCAUUUUUUCCAAAUCUUGCCCUAGUGUGAAAUUUUAAUGCAUGCUCUAUUGUACUUUGUGCAGUGCUUUGUUGUAUAGAAGGUGCUGUAAAACUUUUCCAGACUGUUUAACUGAACAAAUUAGAGAAGAAACUCUACUAUAUAUGUACACCUUCUUGCAUAUAUACAGUAGAGUUUUAAGUAAGAAAAGGGGGAGGAGGAGUGUUGAAAAUAGAGUUGGAGACACACUGGGUAAAGAUUUCCAGACUGGUCUCCUUUCCACUGCCAUAAAUCUGCUUCAUUCUUUUGCAUCAGUAAGUUGAUGAGUCAUUUCCAUGUUGUGCAUUUGGGGGCAGUAUCAAAGAUUUCCCUCUAUCCUGUCAGCGCUUAAUGAGCUACCGUGGUGAUGAUUCUGUUGAAGAUUCAUUAAGCACCUUCCUGCUUCCUCUGCUGUACUAUCAUAGUUGUGGUAAUAAACUCGAGUGUUUUGUGAUGGCCUUAGAAUUGUCUUCUCUCAAGGACUUAGAAUUAAAUAUUCACUCUAACACUUAGAUUUGUCUUCAUUCUAGGACUGUAUUGGGCACUGGAGCAGUCAGAAAUAGUCUCCCAGCCCCAUUGCUUGUGUCCAGAGGGUUUGGGGGAGGUUGGGAAAUAGUGUUCUUAACUUUUAUAGAGAAUGAUCCUCUACUACUGCCUUCUUGUAAGACUAAUUCCUCAAAGGGAAAGGAGGUACCAGGGGAACAACAGCCAAAAGCAACUGUUUGAUUAGUCUUCUUUCCCUUAUAAUGCUGAUAAUACAAUAUACUAGUAUUAAUAACUUUAAUGUUUGGAUGGCUCUGGGUUUCCAGCACGAAUUUCUGCUAACCUGUUUUUUUGGUCUGUGAAACAGUCAAGUAUUUUUAUAUAAUAAAAUAUAAAAUGUAUCUUCUCGGGA